AUGGCAAAGUUUCGAUCCUUUUUCAUAGCCAUUUUGGUGUGUGUGAUUGUGUAUAAUCACAUUCAAGUUGAGGCCAAGAUGUCCAAAAACAUGGUCCUUUUCUGGGGAAAUAGUCAGUCCAAAAUAGAAGGGGAUGACCUUCGGCUUGUUUUGGACAAAAGCACAGGCUCGGGAGCAAAGUCAAAGCGAAAUUUCUUAUUUGGAAGCUUUGAAGCUCUCAUCAAGCUUGUUCCAGGGGAUUCUGCAGGAUUAGUUACAGCAUUUUACUUAUCUUCUUCAGGGACGUAUCAUGAUGAGAUAGAUUAUGAGUUUUUGGGGAAUGCUACAGGAGAGCCUUAUACAAUUCACACAAACAUAUUUGUUGAGGGUGUAGGACAUAGAGAACAGCAGUUUCGAUUGUGGUUUGACCCUACUGCUGAUUUUCAUAACUACACAAUUCAUUGGAAUCCUAGUACUGUUGUGUGGUAUAUCGACAGUAUCCCAAUAAGAGUAUUCCGAAACUACGAGAAGUUGGAGCGAAGAAAAGCAUACCCAAACAAGAAAGGCAUGAGAUUUUAUACAAGUUUAUGGAACGCAGAUGAUUGGGCAACUCAAGGAGGUCGUGUCAAAACAAAUUGGAAUAAUGCACCAUUCACUGCUACCAUCCGCCAAUUCAGGCCAAGAGCUUGUCAUUGGAUUGGAGAGCUCAGCAAUACCCAAUGUGCCACCAAGUCUUCACAAAACUGGUGGACUUCUCCUGAUCAUUCUCAGCUUACCGUUCGUCAGUUGGCCAAGCUUGGUCAAGUUAGGAAGAAGUACAUGAUAUAUGAUUACUGUAGAGACCCUGCACGGAAACGACCCAAUGGUCGAAUGCCACCCGAAUGUUAUAGACUGCAGUACUAACAGAAGUACAAUGCAUUACCAGACAAAAGACACAUUAUCAUUAAAAACAUAUAUUUUUAAAAUUA
Messenger RNA from Cucumis melo (muskmelon), 947 nucleotides. Its product is annotated as probable xyloglucan endotransglucosylase/hydrolase protein 26. NCBI's taxonomy places the organism in Eukaryota, Viridiplantae, Streptophyta, Magnoliopsida, Cucurbitales, Cucurbitaceae. The record is from RefSeq and is a predicted model, not a curated record. The transcript has 4 exons. Gene Ontology annotation, cellular component: cell wall; apoplast. The coding region runs from base 1 to 882 and encodes 293 amino acids. Gene Ontology annotation, biological process: xyloglucan metabolic process; cell wall biogenesis. Gene Ontology annotation, molecular function: hydrolase activity, hydrolyzing O-glycosyl compounds; xyloglucan:xyloglucosyl transferase activity.